Miscanthus lutarioriparius is the source of this 702-nucleotide messenger RNA. Lineage: Eukaryota; Viridiplantae; Streptophyta; Magnoliopsida; Poales; Poaceae. The record is from the annotation of a GenBank genome assembly.
AUGGCGGCGCCAUCCCUUCCAGGCUUCCCCCUUCGUCUCCGGCAACAGGUAAGCUCCCCAAACCCUACGCGCGCUGCAUUCCUCUCUGGCGCGGCAGAUCCGCUCACCUCCGGCUCCUCCCUUUUCUCAGCGAAGCGACAUGGAUUGCCCCAAGACCGAGAGUGGCGAGGUCGCGGUGGCCUGCCCGCCCGACGACUCCCUCGUGGAGAUCUUCUCGCGCCUCCCCGCCAAGCCUCUCUUCCUAUGCAAGUGCGUCUCCAAAAAUUGGUGCGGCCUCAUCGCCGACCGCCUCCGCUGCCGGAAGUUCCCCAAACCCUAGAAGGUUUUUUCGCCGGCGACGGAGUUGAGAGCUACGGUGGUUUCAUCUGCCCGGAGAGGCCGGUGCUUCUCGUCGACCCUUCCUUCUCCUUCCUGACAAAGUUGCCAGAGAUUAAGAAGAUCGUCCUCUUGGAUUCCUGCAACGGGCUCGUCCUCUUUGGGCACAGGCGGGUUUCAGACAAGAACGACUACAAUGCAGAAAAAUGGGUUCUCAGGGACAAUGUGAGCUUCUCCCAGCUGUUUGGAAGAAUGAGCGGCCGUUUCCACUUAGACUGGAAUGUGGUUGCCAUUCAUCCAGAUCGUAGUUUGGUCAUCUUUGCUGAGUAUUGGAAUUGUAAGCUGAUAUCAUAUGACAUGGAUAAGAAGGAAGUGCAUUCUCUCUGA